UUUCUUCUUGGUCUUCCUCCAUCUCCACAGUAGAAGCAGAAACAGAGCCAAAAACAGAGCUCCCCUGCCAGUCCAAACCCACAAAUGGAGGAGAACUCACAGUUAGAUCAAAUCUUGGUCGCUUCCUCCUCCUCCAGCAGCAGCAAUGGUCUCGCAAAGGGCGGCUUCAGGGCCUUGCCCUUCAUCAUAGUAACCGAUGGAUUGGAGAAAGUGGUGACUUACGGCCUCGGCGCAUCGAUGAUUCUCUACCUGACGAGAGAGUACGGCCUGGAGAAUGCUGCUGGUGCGCAAGUGAUGUUCAUAUGGACCGCGGCGAUCAACUUCGUCCCCGUCCUCGCGGCCUUUCUAGCCGAUUCUUAUGUGGGUCGGUACUGGAUGAUCGGGUUUGGAUCCAUCGCUUCCAUUCUGGGAACUUUUUCCUUAUGGCUAACGGCUGCAAUACCAGAGGCCAGGCCGCAACACUGUGCUGGUGAUGCUCAUUCUACAGGAAGCUGCAGACUGCCAGCCACGACGACGCGACAGCUGAUGUUCCUGUACGCGUCGUUGGGCCUGAUCUCGAUCGGAUCAGGGAGCAUGAGAUCGUCCUGCAUGGCGUUCGGUGCUGACCAGAUGAUGAUGGUCAGCACCAAAAGGGGAUCUUCAAGGGUGCUGGAGAGCAUCUUCAGCUGGUACUACAUUUCGACGGCGAUUGCGAUUCUGCUGGCCAUAACUGUCAUAGUUUACAUCCAGGAUUCUGCUGGCUGGAGUGCUGGUUUUGGAGUCUGUGUGGUGCUCAUGGUGUUGUCUGCAGUUUCCUUCUUCUCGGCUUCUGUGUUCUAUGUGAAGCCGGUGGCCAAAGCAAGCUUGUACGUUGUAUUCGAACCAACUGAUUCUCGACAUAAUCAUCCUGUUCCUGCUGAUGCUUUCAGGUUUCUGAACAAGGCCUGCAUCAUUCAACACCCCGAACAAGACCUAACACAGGAAGGCAAACCAACUCAUCCAUGGCGCCUCUGCACCGUAGAACAAGUCGAGGAUCUCAAAUCCGUAAUCCGAAUCAUCCCAAUCUGGUCAGCAGGGAUGCUAAUGUCCGUCACAGCAAGCCAGCAAUCCAUCCAGCUGCUCCAACUCGCCACCAUGGACCGCCACAUUACUCCGAAAAUCGAGAUCCCAGCAGGCUCCUUCAGCAUCUUCCUAGUCCUCACUCUACUAAUUUGGGUUCCCCUCUACGACCGAGCCAUCCUGCCCUUAGCCUCAACCCUCAGGGGACGGCCCGUCUCGCUUCCCCUGAAGACGAGGCUGGGGCUCGGCAUCCUGCUCUCCUCUGCCUCCAUGGCCGCACUGGGCCUCGUGGAGAGCAUUCGUCGAGCCAGGGCGCUCGACGAGGGGCUCUCCGACGAUCCCAAUGGGAUCGUGGACAUGUCCGCGAUGUGGUUUUUGUUGUACUACGUGCCAUUUGGGGUGGCGGAGGCGUUUAACUACAUUGGACAGAACGAGUUCUACUACAGCGAGCUGCCGAGGAGCAUGGCUAGCAUCUCCACGACUCUGUAUCAGAUGGGGCUGUCGGUGUCGAAUCUGGUGGCGAGCUUGGUGCUGAGCGUCGUGGAUCGCGCGACGAGAGGUGAUGGUGGUGGAGGGAGCUGGGUGGGGAGCAACAUUAACAAGGGGCACUAUGAUUACUACUACUGGGUUUUGGCUGUGGGCGGGCAGCCAUUGUUAACCAUCCUUAGCUUCCAUUCCAUCAUCGUCACUUCUUCCUUUCUCAUGGCGGAGCAGAGCAACGGUAGACAGUUCGACGACGGCGAGGAUGACAACAAAACGGCCCUCCUCCUUUCUCGCGAACGUCGCUCCCCCAACCCUAUGGAGAAGAAGCAGAAGAAGACUGCUGCUGCUGCUGCAAAGGGUGGCUUCAGAACCAUUCCAUUCACCAUGUUGAACGAGGCGUUUCAGACGUUGGUAAGCACGGGGCUGAACGCGAACAUGGUGAUCUACCUGACGACUGAGUUCCACAUGGCGGCAGCCGCGGCUUCCAGCGUCAUCUACCUGUGGAGCUCGGCUUCCAGCACCAUGGCCAUCUUUGGUGCUUCGCUAGGCGACUCUUCCCUCGGCCGGUUUCGCGUCAUCCUCCUCUGCUCCUGCUUCUCCCUUCUCGGAACCACUCUGUUGUGGUCAACAGCUAUGCUCCCUGACCUCAGGCCACCGCAAUGCAAGCCAUUACUAUCAUCAUCAUCUCAACCCAAUUGCUCGUCGUCGUCGGCGGCCACCAGAUUCCAGCUGGCCAUCUUGUACUCCUCCCUAGCUAUAAUCGCCCUCGGCUCCGGCUCCCUUCUGCCAUGCUCCUUAGCAUUCGGCGCAGACCAACUCCACAACAAAGACAACCCUGACGACAAGGCCUUGCAAGGCUUCUUCAACUGGUACUACGUUGGCAGCGGGACAGCCGCGUUGCUGGGCCUCACCCUUCUCGUCUACGCUCAGGACGCCUACGGUUGGGAGAUAGGGCUCGGCGUCUCAGCUUUCCUCAUCUUGUUCUCCACGCUGCUGUUCCUGCUUCCUUCCUCGAGUUAUGUGAAGCACGAGCCGGAGAGCAGCUUGCUCGUCGGGUGCUUUCGCGUUGUUGUGGCUGCGGUCAGGAAGGCUGCUGAUGCUAGGUUCGAGAAUGAUGAUGAGUUAGGGAGUCUGGUUGGUGGUGGCCGGUUUUUUCAUGGUCGUGUUGGGUCCGAUGAUGGCAGCUUCGUUAUGACCUUCCCGACUCAUAACUUCAGGUGCCUGAACAGAGCUUGCUUCAUGGCCAAUCCAGAGACUGACAUAAAUCCUUCAGACGGUUCAGCGACGGAUCCAUGGAGUCUAUGCACCGUAGAAGAAGUAGAAGCUCUGAAAUCAAUCCUUCGAGUCCUGCCCGUUUGGUCCACUGGGAUCCUGUUCCACGUCAGCGUAUCUCAGUACCCUCUGAUAACUCUUCAAGCAGAAACCAUGAACCGACGUAUCUUCCCGAACUCGAGCUUCCAAAGCCCACCUGCCUCCCUCAACAGCUUCGGUCUCGUAAGCUUCACCCUCAGCAUCAUCCUCUACGAAUCGGUAUGCGUCCCACUCUUGGCCAAGGUCACGGGGGAUCCUCGUGGCAUCAGCAACAAAGUCCGAAUCGGGGCAGGGAUGGUCCUGUCCAUGGUCGCCAUGGCGCUUUUAGGAGUUGUGGAGAGUGUCAGGAGGGGGAUGGCAAUCCAACACCCUGAUGCAGCGACCGUGGACAUGUCAGUGCUCUGGCUGGUGCCGACGCUGGCUCUGCUUGGAAUGGCACUGACUCUGAACGCCAUUGGGCAGGUUGCGUUCUACUAUUCGCAGCUGCCGAAAUCCAUGGCCAGCAUCGCUGCUUCGCUCUCAACUAUGAGUGGGGCUGUCGGCAGCCUGGUUUCGAGCUUGUUGAUCAACGCCGUCGAUGGUUUGACUUCUGGUGGGGAGAAGGUUAGCUGGUUGUCGACCGAUCUUGACGAGGGCCACUUGGAUUACUACUAUUUGCUCAUUGCUGGACUCUGCCUGGCAAAUUUUGUGUACUUCUUGCUCUGCUGCCGGGCUUUUACAUCGCCUGCAGCUUCAUUACCAUAG
Messenger RNA from Linum tenue, 3576 nucleotides. NCBI's taxonomy places the organism in Eukaryota, Viridiplantae, Streptophyta, Magnoliopsida, Malpighiales, Linaceae. The record is from the annotation of a GenBank genome assembly.